Biomphalaria glabrata is the source of this 3787-nucleotide messenger RNA. RefSeq names its product ankyrin repeat domain-containing protein 40-like. The transcript is spliced from 4 exons. NCBI's taxonomy places the organism in Eukaryota, Metazoa, Mollusca, Gastropoda, Planorbidae. Bases 1653 to 2318 code for a protein of 221 amino acids. The record is from RefSeq and is a predicted model, not a curated record. Gene Ontology annotation, molecular function: protein binding.
AAAAUAAUUUAAUUUAUUAGACCUCUGUUAAUAAACAUUUAUAUUGUUCACAUAUAAGUGAACAUCGUUUGCCCAUAUUAUUUUAUGGAAACAUUUCUUUCAGCUGCCUUAAUCUAAAUCAAUUUUUUCAAUCUGUGGGGUAUCCUUUCUUUUCAAUGAACAAAUUGUUUGUAAUUUGCAAUGUUGUUAAGGGUUUUAAAUUCAUAUUAGAUUUUAAAAAAAUUAAAUCAUUAUUCAAAAGGUAUUAAAAAUGAGACAUUUUGCGCCAGUCACUACUUACGCUACUUGUAUUUAUCAGUCACACUUCAGUAUUGGCCCUUGCUCCACAUUGCUUUAUUUUACUUAAUUUGACCUGCCAUUUUUAAUAGAAUGAAUUAUGAGCUUUAUAUGUCUGGAGAAUGCAUUUCUGCAGUUAAGAAAGCAAAAAAACACUUGAAUGUGUGCAUUUAUGCAAAGGGUUAGGGUUUACUGGAUUUUAGGGUUAGGGUUUGGAAAAAAAUUGCCCCCCCCCCCCUUUCAAAAGUUCUCUAUCCGCUAAUGAUAUAGCAUAGCUCUAUAUAGAGUCUAGAUCUACUCACCGUACUGUGUAAUUAUCAGAAACAUAUUUAAAAUACUGUCAUUUAAAUUACUUUGUUAUAUUCUAGAUCUAGGUUCUAAAUCAUUACAUCUUACUCAUGACAUUAUGGUUAUCAAGACUCAAGAUCUCAUUUCAUAAUAAUGAUCACUAAUUAUGAUACCAAUGGAUCUCAUUCACCAAAACAAACGUAUUAUACUCUUAGUUAGCAUAGCGACACACCAUAAUUGAUGGACAUGACAUUUAGUGACAUCAUGGGUAGUGGUGUUUAUGCAAUUAUCUAUUAUUAGUUAGUUGGUAUUACUAGGACUUCAAGGUGAUAACAUCAAUUAAUGACAGAGACUCGACUGUGGCCUUUACAUAUUAAAUAUUGUCAAGUUAUUCAACAGUCUGGACUUAGAUCUUUGCUUAUCUCGUGAUAGUGUUUGCCUAUUAUAUCAGACUUGCAAGUAAUACACCCUUACAAGACGGUUAAUCAUCUCUUGAGUAAUUUGUCCAGGUCAUACAUACAUCUAGAAGAUAAACCUAUUACAAAUGCUCAUUUGAAGUCCUUGGAUAAAACAAUGAAAAAUAAUUCAUAUUAUCAACACCUGCUUUUGUAACAUGUCUAGUUAGCUUUGGGAUAUUCCAAGCACAAUUAGGUCUCUUGUCUUAGUUCAGAAAUGCCUUGCCAAACCAUCGUCACCAGGAUGACAAAUGUUGUCAUUCUUAGGAAUGAUGGAUGAAACUUUAGAAGCAAACAUCAUAGUCCUCCAGAUUUCUUUUUCAUGAUAUAAUUCUUUAGAAUAUUCUCCAUACCAUAAUAAGUAAGAUGACAUCUGAGCCGGUUCAAGCAAGAUGAUGUCUUGAGUUGGUCUAAGCAAGAUAUGAUGUUUGAAUUGGUCCAACAAGGCAGUGUCUGAGCUAGUCAAAGCAAACUGAUGUCUGAUUUGAUCCAAGCAAUAGGAUGUUAGAGCUGGUUCUAAAGGCAUGUUUGAUACUUCAUUAAAGCUGCUUGAUUAACUUCACAUACAUUGGCUUCAUCUUGAUUUCUGUUUGGGGUAUUUCAUGUUUUUAUUCUCCAACCAUUGAUAGCUGGAUGACAUUCGGAACAUGGACAGCUUUACACUGGGCUUGUAAGAGAAAUCAUGGGAGUGUUGUUAAAUAUCUGUUAGAGAAAGGAGCAGACAAAGCAGCUCAAAGCAAUGAUGGGCUUAUUCCUGCUCAGUUGACUUCUAAUGAAGAAAUCAGACAAAUGUUAGGAGCAUCCCAGGAAAUUCCUACAAAAAUUGUCCAAUUACCAAUAACCCCAAACUACUUGUCACAUCCACCAUUUCCUUAUACAACAAAAGACAGCACUCAAGUUAAUUCCAACUCUUCUGUCAUGAAUGCUUCAACAAAGUCUCAAGAAAUGACUAGUUGUCAUAAAGUUAAUAAUCACCUAGAGACUCAGAAUGAAGAGUUGGUGUUAAAAGCCAGGAUUGCAAACAGUGAUGAAAGAGAUUUCAUUGAAGUGGAACUGAGCCUGUCCACUCUGACCUUCACUUCACUGAUCAAUUUAUUGUGUGCUGAGCUUGGUGUAGAUAAAAACCUAGUCGCCAAGAUUCGGAAACUGCCAGAUACUAUUGUCAGAAAAGACAAGGAUGUCAGGCGGUUGAAAGACUUUCAGGAGCUGGAGCUGGUCCUAACAAACAAGGCAAUGAGCUCUGCCUCCAGGACCUACUGCUUAGGGCCUGCCAGGAAUGCAGAGACUAUACUGUAUUAACACAUUUGCUCAUCUGACAGUGCAAUGAAGUCAACCUGAGUCACUAUUUAAUACUUUAAACAGAAGUAGAAAAUGUUGACACAUUUAUCAAAAUCGGAAGAAGAAAAAAAUCUCCCUGCUGCCUUCUCUUUUUUGUCUUGUAGUUUUUGGGCAAAAUCUUUUAAAAUAUAGCUCUCUAUAAUAGUUUUGUAUAAAGAAAUGAUUGUAUGUUGAACUGUAAUGAAAUGAAUUGACUUUUAUUACUGCAAUAUUUUAUCUAUUGUCUUUUUACUGUCAUAAUACUUUGUGUACUGAGUCAUUUUUAUGUUUCUUACAUGGGUUAUUUUGACUUGCAACAUUAUAGUUGCUGACAUAUUGGUAGUUCAUAUUGAAUGAUUAUUAUAUUUAGAUGCUUGGUAUGUUGUAGCAUACACCUUCUGUCAAAUAUGAACAACACUGGCAUAAGACUUAGUCAUACUUUUGUUUUCUUACCAAUCAAUGAAGUCAUGAACAGAACAGAAAUCCAUCAUCAUUUUCAUAGAGAUUUUUCAACUUGAGUGGCCCCACAAAUAAUCAAAACAAGUUGACUUUAUUUACAUGUUUAUAACUUGUAGCAUCCAAUUUAGCUGCAUGGUAUAUUUUUUUAAUAUGAUACAUAUCUUGUAAAAUCAUCAGAAUUAGUAGUCAAGUGUGAUAAUGCACCACAAAUUCAAUGUAGUUUGUAUAUGUACAGCAGUGGAAAUCUGAGCCAAAUCUGAUGGAUUUAAAAAAAAAAAAAGUAAUUUUGUUACUUCCCUUAGCACUUAUCUUUACAGAUUUUCACAUUACACUCAAGUGACAAGUAUCUAAAGCAAUACAUGAAUUCCCUUGCUGCAGUCAUGAAUACAAAAUCAACACAUAGUGUAUAUAUAAAUUGUUUGAACUUCUAUUUUUAAACUUUGAAAGAUUUAAAUCUUUAGAAACUUUGAAAGACUCAUCUUAUCUUUUGAAACUUUGAAAGACUCAUUUUAUCUUUUGAAACUUUGAGACUCUUUUUAUCUUUUGAAACUUUGACAGACUCAUAUUUUGAAACUUUGAGAAUAUUACAGCUUUUUGUUUUUCGCUUUUUUUUUUUUUUUUUCUUUUUAAUUAUUUUUUUUUUUUUUUAAGUGGAUGUAAAUACAAUAGUGAAGCUAAGUGCUGAAACAAUAAAUGUAAUAUGCAUGCAUUAUUCAAAGUGGUCAUAGAGAUACAAGUUCAGCCAACUCCAUCAUUAGCCGUCCUAGAAAAUACUGGCUUAUACAUUUAUUUUAUUCCUCAAAAUGUAUAUAGUAUUUGUGUGUGUGUGUGUGUGUAUUCUUCUACAUGUAUUGAUAUAUUGUUUUAUAUUUAUAUUUUGUGAUCUGAGAAUCUUUGGCUUAUGAAUUUGGAUACUUUUAUAAUUUUAUUUUAAAUGCUAAAAUAAAAAUUGUAUCAACAAUUGUCAAUAAAGACACCUUCGAAUAUGGUGA